AUGCGAUUCGUGACAAGAACGCGACGGAAACCCGAUGUUCACGAUAGCGUCGAGCAAUAUAAGGCGGCGAUUCAUGCUCGCGAAUGUCAAAUCGCAACGGAGUUUUGGCUCCGAUACAUUCAAGCACAGCUUUUCCCUCACGAACGAAAGGCUCUGCUAAAUGAUCAACCAGUCGCGUCCAAAAGCCCACUGGCCUCGCUCAAUCCGUUUCUGGACCAUGCCAAAAUAAUUCGUGUUGGCGGGCGGCUGGCACACGCUACCAUCGCGUUCACCGCAAAACACCCCAUAAUUUUAGCCGCGCAUCCUAUCGUUCAGCUAUUGAUUCAUCACAUUCACAUUAAAACCAUGCACGCCGGUCUUCAACUCACGCUUGCGACUCUCCGACGCGACUACUGGGUCUUACGAGCGAGACCGAUCACCAAAACCGUAAUUCAUCGUUGCGUUAUCUGCACUCGGGAGCGAGCAACGAUUCCAAUGCAACUGAUGGGAAAUUUGCCAAAGGUCCGCGUCAAUCCUCCAGAGCGUGCGUUUGUGCAUUGCGGAGUGGAUUAUGCCGGACCAGUUCUAACGCGUUCAAUGGCCGGGCGCGGAAGGACGUCACGCAAGGCGUACAUUGCCAUAUUUAUCUGCAUGGCCACUCGAGCCAUUCACCUCGAGCUCGUCGACGGCUACUCAACGGCGGCAUUCCUCGGAGCCUUCUCCAGAUUCUGCUCACGACGCGGUCUUCCUACGUCCGUCUACUCAGAUAACGGCACGACAUUCGUGAGCGCCGAUCGCGAGCUCACCGCCGCAUUUCGAUCGGCAUUGCGAGACCCGAGUUUUUUGAAUAAAACAGCCGCUGACAGCAUUUCCUGGCACUUCAUUCCCCCUUCGGCUCCGCAUUUUGGCGGUAUCUGGGAAGCCGGAGUUCGAAGUGUCAAGCACCAUCUCCGGCGAGUCAUAGGGUCUCAUACUCUUACAUAUGAAGAAUUCUCUACCGUACUGUGCAAUGUCGAGGCUUGUCUAAAUUCGCGGCCUCUAGCCCCUCUCAGCGACGAUGCAACUGACUACGACCCGCUAACCCCGGGUCAUUUUUUAAUUGGCUCCGCAAUUACGGCCGCUCCCGAGCCCUCCAUAUUUGAAGUGCGAGAAAACCGACUUACGCGCUGGCAGCUCGUGCGGCAGCUUACAGAGCGCUUUUGGAGGCGGUGGCAUGACGAUUACGUUAAUACGCUACAGCAGCGCGGAAAAUGGAAGCGAGUUGAAAAGGCCGAGAUUCGAGUUGGACAAAUUGUACUCUUGCGAAAUGCGCUCCUUCCCCCAUGUAAAUGGGAACUCGCGAAAGUAACGCAAUGUCACCCGGGCGCCGAUGGUUUGACACGCGUCGUCACUGUAAAAACCGCCUCUUCAGAAUAUAAACGUCCGUUAACGAAAAUAUGUAUGCUCCCAAUCGAUCUUGAACACUCGGACACCACGGCGGAAUAG
Molecule: messenger RNA, 1464 nt
Organism: Solenopsis invicta (red fire ant)
Lineage: Eukaryota; Metazoa; Arthropoda; Insecta; Hymenoptera; Formicidae
Exons: 1
Coding region: 1-1464 (487 amino acids)
Biological process (GO): DNA integration
Molecular function (GO): nucleic acid binding
Source: RefSeq, a predicted model, not a curated record